AAUUAAAUAAUGAAAUUUUUCCAACAUGAGAUGUACUGAAACAUAAAUGAGAUGCAAGUAAAGGUUGAUGCCUUUUGUUAGAGCUUUCGGCGCGGCAACUCUGGGCGAACAAGUUAAAAUGGUUCGUUUGCCUUUGCUGUUCUUUUUCGUUCUCAUCUUGCGUUCAACUUUUGCAAGUACUCCGACCAAAUCAGCUAGCAAGGUUUCUUCAAAUGGGACACAGCAAAACCAGUGUGGACAGUGGUUUUCAAAAGAAUGCUGCUGUUGUCGAGACGGUAGAGACGGCCGGGAUGGUCAAAACGGAAAAGAUGGUCGCGACGGACGCGACGGGAAAAACGGAGAAAAGGGGCAGAAGGGCGAACAAGGAUUUUUUCGUGAAAACGGUGCAAAGGAGGGUGCCAAGGGCGAAAAAGGCUUUCGAGGAAAUGACGGGAUAAACGGUACAAAGGGACAGAAAGGCGAACCUGAAUUAGCAACAAAACGGUCCCAAGGUGCAAUCAAGUUUGGUGACACUGCUGACAAUUGUACACUGCUUACCGCUGGCACAGUUCGUUUCAGUGAUUCCCAUAAUUCUUUGCAACUAUGUGAUGGAAGCGCUUGGUUGCCAUUGAUGACUGCUGGGAAAGGUCAACCGCCUAAUAAAUCUGGUCGUCAUUGUUUGGAUAUUUUAAAUUCAGGUCAUAGUCAUGGUAACGGACUCUACUGGAUCGACCCAAACGGAGGCCCAUCAGAAGACUCGUUCCAAGCUUUUUGCGACAUGGAAACUGAGGGUGGAGGCUGGACUCUAGUCGCCACAAAGUUCUCCCCAAGCUUCCUCUUCAUCAAAGCUGGAUUUUCGACACUGGCCGCAAAAAGUAAGUACACAGAUGCCGCGAGUCAUAUCCACCCUGACAUGGAGAACUGGAAAGAAGUUAUGUUCCGGUUUAGUAACGACAGCAACAUCCGGACUAUUUACAACAGGAAGGCGGGCGCGCCACAAAAAGGAAAAACAGAGUUCGAAGAGUUCUUAAUGGGGAAGUCUGCUAAAUUGAGAACGAGCGUGUACGGGUUUUACAAGUACAGCCCAGCAGAUCACAAUAAGAAAAGUCCCGCUGUAGGUUUUGACGCAAUAUCAACACUGUUCUUCUAUUCAGACCGUGGGAUUUCUGAAGUCCACAAUGGCGGUUCUGACAAGUGGCUUGACAUGUGGAAUGAUGCGGAUGUCUACAACAACAAUUACAUCUUCUCCGACGACAGCAAAGCGCGUGGCACCAAGUGUAUCGCGGGCUACUGCUAUCUGAACAAACCAAUCUGGGUGAUGGUGCGAUAGAAGCAAACUUAAGUUGAAAAUUAUCCGAGGAACUUGUUGAGUUUUAAUAAACAACGAGUAGGGUUUAAGUGCAGACGUUUUAUUAGCAGUGCAAACUUUAACACGGGGUAGUGCAAAAUAAAAAAAAAAGAAAAAUUGUUAACUCAGUCUUACAGUGUGUAAGGAAUUUCUAAGAUAUGUAACUGAUCAAGAAAGACGCAACAUGAAAUCUACUUGUUUUACAUAAUAAAGAAACAAAAAAUCUUAA
This is a messenger RNA of Orbicella faveolata, 1556 nucleotides long. RefSeq lists its product as uncharacterized. Lineage: Eukaryota; Metazoa; Cnidaria; Anthozoa; Scleractinia; Merulinidae. The record is from RefSeq and is a predicted model, not a curated record. Gene Ontology annotation, molecular function: oligosaccharide binding; extracellular matrix structural constituent.